CUCACAAAAGCCUGAUCCUAGCAAGGUCUAUAAAGAGGUCCAGCACAAACCCAGCCCCUGGUCCGCUCUGAACUUAACACAAUCACAAUGGGCAAGAUUGUCUUUUAUGAAGACAGGAACUUCCAGGGUCGCCACUAUGAGUGCAGCAGCGACUCCCCUGAGAUGCAGAAUUUCUUUGGCCGCUGUAACUCCAUAAGAGUUGAGAGUGGUUGCUGGGUGGCCUACGAGAAGCCGAACUAUUCUGGAUAUCAGUACAUGCUGCACAAGGGGGAUUAUCCAGGCUUCCAGCACUGGGCAGGCUUUAAUGACUGCAUCCGCUCCUGCCGUAUGAUCCCACCUUACACUGGGAACUACAGGAUGAAGAUUUUUGAGCGGUCCGACUUUGGAGGCCAAAACCUGGAGCUGGUGGAGGACUGCCCAAAUCUGCACGAGCGUUUCCACACCCGUGACAUCUCCUCUGCCAAUGUCAUGGAGGGCUACUGGAUGCUGCACGAACACCCCAACUACAGGGGGCGGCAGUACUUCUUGCGCCCAGGAGAGUAUAGGAGGCACAGCGAGUGGGGGAGCACCAGCCCCACCUUCGGCUCCCUGAGACGUGUCACUGAGAGCAAGUGAUCAACAGCUGCUUUCUAGCCUUUCUGAGCACCUCUGUUUGGAUCUCCACCCUUCUGUUUCUUUUAGAGCUCCAGUGUGGUCUCAGAAGUUUUGUUUGUGAUGAUUGUUCCACAUUCAGGGCUUGCUGCUUUGCAUUGAUGGUUCCACUUCGGUGCUCAGGCAAUGCUCCGAAUGAAUAGUGAUGGUCUUUUUGCUUUGCCUUCUCCAAAGCAGGUCCCCAACCUUCUGUGCCACUUGAAUCACAAUAAAGGAAAAGUGGAUAAAAGUCAA
Molecule: messenger RNA, 885 nt
Organism: Oryzias latipes (Japanese medaka)
Lineage: Eukaryota; Metazoa; Chordata; Actinopteri; Beloniformes; Adrianichthyidae
Gene: crygmx
Product: crystallin, gamma MX
Biological process (GO): visual perception; lens development in camera-type eye
Molecular function (GO): structural constituent of eye lens
Source: RefSeq, a predicted model, not a curated record